Messenger RNA from Aaosphaeria arxii CBS 175.79, 2860 nucleotides. RefSeq lists its product as uncharacterized. NCBI's taxonomy places the organism in Eukaryota, Fungi, Ascomycota, Dothideomycetes, Pleosporales. The transcript has a single exon. Bases 121 to 2547 code for a protein of 808 amino acids. The record is from RefSeq and is a predicted model, not a curated record.
CGACUUCCGUAACCUAUAGAUUGCUCCUCACUCGACCAUCUAUCCUCGCGAAGCAAGCCUUCAGCCAUGGUGAUGCUUGUCUGAGCAUACCAUAAUGAAGCUGGACUUUUCGCUCCGACCAUGGAUCAUUGGGGCGACCCUUGGGCUGACGACUCCGACGACAUCAACAACUCCCAGUCUCCACCGAAGCGCGACAAGGUGACUGAAGCGAUUGACUCUCCACCACCGACUACCACAAGUGCGCCUGUACUUUUGAAUGCUUUCUUGGACGAUGCACAAUGGGGGGAUCCGGAAGAGGAUGGGGACUUCGGAGGCUGGGCUACAUCUGCGCCCGUGAGAUCUUCGAACCAGCCGGAUACACGCGCAAAUGAGGUGGAUGCCACAGCGUUUACGGUAGAGACCGACAAUACUAGUCACUAUGACAGUGAGGCUCCAAAGCAUACUUUCGAGGUUGGCGACGAGGGUUGGGGCACAACGAACACGACAUCAGGGGAGGAGGCAUUACGGGAUGUCGACAAUGUGUUUUCAGAAGCGUCAGAUUCCGCAACGACCAUACAACCCGAGGAACCCUCACAGGCGAUCCCGAACGAUUCUGCGAGCGACAGCGUGCGCCAUGGGGACGAUUUCUCUACCCGACCGUCGACUUCUCCAUCCGACACCAGCCAUCGCGACGCGUUAGUCGAAUCGCCACGGACAUCGUUCGAAGACGAACGUCACGGAACCGACGUCCCGGCCACUGAAGAUUCAACACAUACUGAAGUUGAGAAGGAGAAGGAUCAACAUGAGGACAUAUUGGACGUUUCCGGUUCCGAGGAAGUACCCGACGAAGGGUCGGAGGACAAUCUCCAGAAGGUGCCCGAACCCGAGCUUGACAAUCAGGAAGCUGUUGCGGCACUCGCCCAAACCGAGGAUACAGCGGUUGUUUCCAAAGACGUCACGCAGCAACAAGCUCUUCAGCUGGAUGACGACAAUGCUGAACUGCCUCCAUUCGUAAUAGUGCCAAAUGUUCCAGGACUUAACGUAGACGAAUCAUUACUGGACAAGCUAUUUCCACCGAUACCAGGUCUCAGAGGUCUUCCUACACCACCAGACGAUCCAGUUCAUUCCACAUCUGCGCGGAAAGCUUGGUACCGACUAACACGCAAACAAACACUGCGAGAAUUCAACAAUAGCACCGACGAUGACAAUUACGUUAGAAUAACCUGGAAACAGUCUCAUAUCAGAUCAGAAGUUAAUAAGAUUGUCGGUAGAUGGGCUACUGAGGAUCGUCUAUCCGGAAGAGGCCCAGCGGCUGCGGCCAACUUUUACUGGGAUCAAGUACCUAGCUCGGAGCCGGUAGUGAAAUCUCAUGUUCGGCGGAAGUCUUCGAUAUCUGUAUCAAUGGUUCAGCAUAGCGCCUCGAACAGUGCUACCAAUAUUCCCCCAGCAUUUAACUGGAGUUCACCAGUGGCGACCACCAACGUUUGGACCCACAAUCCCCCUUCAUCGCAGGGGGAGUCAACUACCGCGACGGUUAAAGAUAGUGCUCCAUCCCAAAUUCGGCAGCCCGACACGCCGCUGGUGUUUUCCGGUUCGUCAGUAUCAACUCCAGCAGGUAUUGUGAAGAUCGCAUCACCAGAAGGAGGAGUAUCAGGGACACAAUUGCCCCAAGGUCAUCCGGUAGAGGCGAGCACACAAGAUUCCAAUCCAGAUGGCCGGAGCGCCCUUUCCCAAGAGAUUACGCCCAACCCCGUCGACGAUGACGACGACGAUUGGGGGGACAUGGUCCAGUCUCCUGCUGUGGCGACUUUCGCUCCCAUCGAUCAAUUUCUUGACGAAUCUAGUCAGGACCCUACACCUUCGACUGUGAUCUCGACGCCCACAUCUGUUACUGCGUCACCCUUCGAGCAGGCAACGUCGAAGCAUUCAUCGCCGAUUGUGCGUCUUCAGGGGACAGUAUCGCCGACAUCUGCACUUUUUAGAUAUAACAGUUUCGUUCCUAAAUCUUCAGAACAAGGGCCAAUUGGUCCAGGAAUGUUGAGGAAAGUUUCUCGGGAAAAACCACCAUCCGUGACGACCACGAACGAAGCAACGCCAGCAGGUAGAGACACCGAUGGAUCAAUCGACGGUGUCAUUCACACUUCGCUGGCUAGCGAGACCACCGCUGAGUUGGCAUCGCCCGGUUCCGGCUUCCCAACCAUUGCAACGACAGUGGAGUAUCAUCAAGCAAACGCAGACUCGUCUCCCGUCGACAAUCAAGAGCUACCCACAAAAGCUCCCGAGUCUAUCAGUGACCCAUGGAGCAAUGCUGAUUUCUCCUUCUUCGAAUCGGCUCCUCCGCCGCAGCCUCCCCAAGCGCCAACCGACCCGUCGGAUCCGUUUUCCAUCUUCAACAGUUCACCACCUGUACCAUACACGCGCCCACCAACGAAAUCACUUACUCCGCCACCGCUUCAACCCCUGACCGGUGCUACAAACUCCGCACAAAGGCGGAAAGCAGAAGAGGACGAAAUCAUUCGGUCCAUCGUGCAGGGUCUACCCAAUCUCAGCUACAUGCUGCAUAAUUGAGAGUUAUUUAUUCUUCAGGAGUACGGGGUUUUGGAACACCAAAAGGUGCCUCCGCAGUACGUUGGUUGUAGCUGGCAUUUUUGUUUUCGCAUACUUGAACGGCGUUACUUCAAGAAUUUUAGGCAUUUUUGUAUUGCAUAAGAUAUCUUCGACUUUUUUCAAUUAUGAUUUGCAUAUUCAGUUUCUAGUCAAUGGGACAUGUGCACUCUACCAUCCAUACUACCAGAGCGCAUACAAUGGCCUAUAAGUACAUACCUCGAUUACCGAGACGAUCGUAGUUCAUCUUUCAGAAGUCUAAAAUUAAAGUAUGCAG